Messenger RNA from Chenopodium quinoa (quinoa), 963 nucleotides. RefSeq lists its product as uncharacterized. The transcript has 2 exons. The record is from RefSeq and is a predicted model, not a curated record. Lineage: Eukaryota; Viridiplantae; Streptophyta; Magnoliopsida; Caryophyllales; Amaranthaceae. Bases 1 to 963 code for a protein of 320 amino acids.
AUGUCGAACCUUGCCAAGCUUGAAUUUGUAGCCCUUGAUAUUACCGGAAAGAAUUAUUUAUCAUGGGUGUUACAUGCUGAAAUACACCUAGAUGCUAAAGGGCUUGGUGAAACAAUCAAAGAGCCUAAUAAGGCAACAUCUCAAGAUAAGGCUAAAGCCAUGAUAUUCUUUCGCCAUCAUUUACAUGAAGGGCUCAAAAAUGAAUAUUUAACUGUGAAAGACCCACAAAUUCUUUGGAGUAAUCUAAAGGAAAGGUAUGACCACCAAAAAACAGUGAUACUCCCUAAAGCUCGUUAUGAUUGGUUGAAUUUGAGAUUGCAAGAUUUUAAAUCUAUUAGUGAAUAUAACUCAGCUAUGUUCAAGAUAACUUCCCAAUUGAAAUUAUGUGGAGAAAAUAUUACUGAUGUAGAAAUGCUUGAAAAGACAUACUCCACUUUUCAUGCAAACAAUGUUGUCCUGCAGACACAAUAUAGAGAAAAAGGAUUUACCAAAUAUUCUGAAUUAAUAUCUUGCCUUCUUGUGGCUGAGCAAAAUAACGAGCUAUCAAUGAAAAAUCAUGAAUUACGUCCUGUUGGCUCUACUUCAUUCCCUAAAGCGAAUGUGACAACCCAUCACGGGAAAGAAACUAUAAACAUAGACCAUUCCAGCAGUAGUGGUCGAGGUAGAGGUCGCGGCCGUGGUCGUGGGCAUGGAUAUGGUAGAGGUCGUGGAGGACAUUGGUCUCGGGUUUGUAGAAUUCCAAAGCAUCUUGUUGAACUUUACCAAGAAUCAUUGAAAAAAGGAAAGAAAGUUGAGGCAAACCUUGUUCUUGAAGGUAGUAAUGAUGGUUUUGAUUUUGGCGAUACAACUCAUUUAGAAGUUGCCGAUUUUCUUAUUUCUCCGAAAGAGAAUAAUAUUGAUUUUGGCAAUACAACUCAUUUAGAAGUUGCUGAUUUAUUCACUGCUCCAGAAGGGAAUAAUUAA